UUAGGUGCUUUGGUUUUCUUUGUGUGGGUUUUAUGGUUGGCUUCUUUUUAAGAUUAGAGUUCAUGAUGUUGCUGAAAGGGCAGGCAGUGCUGCCUUUGUUUUUAUUAGUAUGGGUCUCUGGAAUUAAUUUUAUAAGUGGAGAAGAAGGUUUCUUAGAGGCCUUGGUAGAUGAUUCUAACCUAACUGUGGAAAAAAUCGGCAGUAAGACAGAUUCUUUCAUUUCUCCUGUGUUGUCUUCUGAUAAAGUAGUUACAAGUUAUGGGUUUGAAGGUGGUGAUAAAGAUGGUUCAGGUCAUCCAUUGUAUCAGGAUUUUGAUGUGCUAGAUGUGGAUGAUAUAAAUGUCCCAAUAAAACGGAAAGAAUUGAAUAUUGGUGUGGUAAGUCAUGGUGUGAAGGUGGUAAAAGCCAUUAAUUUCAAUGAAAAGGUUGUAGCUGGAGGUGAAUUGAGUGAUCCUGUUGUGAAUGCUGAUGUACCCCGUGGAGCUGAUUUAGAGGAGUUUGAACUACUGCAGGAUAGAGAGGACCAUGACAGUGAACACAGUGGUGGUUGGAGUCCUGAGCUGAAGUUUUACCGAAUGAAGUUUAUAGCUCCUUCUGAGCAGGUUUGUCAUGAAGUGGCUGUGUUUCUAUAUGAGAGCAGUUGUGGUCUGAUGUCCAUGUCUGCCCAGUUUUUUGGAUCUCCUGCUGAUCUGAAAGUGAGAUUGAAUUCUUCCUUUGUGCAAGUAACCAGAAUUGCUCACCAAUGCAAGUACAAAAUGGAAAAGAGAACUGGAUCCUUCAUUUUUACAGCAUACAAUGAUGGUUGCAAUGUGCAGAAAAUAAGAGGCUGUUAUGUCCUGACUCUUCUUUGGCAAAAUGAGAAGGUGUCCCUUGCCUGUCCAGCAGGUGAUGUUUCUGUUGGCCUUCCACCGGCUGUGCUCUGCAAUGACACCAGUAUGACUGUUAGGCUCCCUUCAGGGUCUCCUGAUGACCUAAAAGUGAAAGACCACCUCCACUGGGUCCCUGCACGCCACCUUGCUAGGAGAUGCAACUAUGUAUUUUUGAAGGAUGCUUUUGGAAGGAUUUUCUUUACUGUUUCAUACAAAGGCUGCUAUGUGAAGAGAGAGGGGAGCUUCCAUAUCCUGACAGUGAGAUACACCAGUCCCAACCACGAGGAGAAUGUAUUGGACAUGAGGUGCCCAAUACACUAUGGGGAACAUGUGACUACUCCCCAUUCCACUAUCUCCCCAGUGUCUCACCCAAAGGUAUCUUGCCACUCUUCCACUAUGGAUGUGCUUCUACCUGGUGCUGUGCCAGACCAGGUCAAAGUGAAGGACAAAAACCAUCGGGAGGUGGCAGUGCAACCAUUGGCUGAAAGAUGUCACUAUCGCUUGCUGAGGAGUGGCCAUGAUGUGGUGUUUACUGCAAGCUAUAAAUCCUGUCAUGUCCAUAUGGAGGAUAAUCAUUAUAUUCUAAUAGUGGUGUAUAAGCCAAGAAAUCAGCAGCCUGUAGUAGUCCCUAUGAAAUGCCCAAGCUCUCAUUGGGGUACUACAGCUGCAACUGUAACCACAUCACCCAGGAAGCCUAGUCCUCUUUGCAAAGACUCUAGCAUGAGUGUUCUGCUACCUCCAGGCUCCUUAGAUCAGGUUAAAGUUCUAGAUGAGUUCCAUCAUGAAGUUCUAGUCCACACUGCUCCCAAAAUCUGUGGCUACCACUUGCUGAAGAAACCACAUGGGAUCCUCUUCGAAACGCCUUAUCAGGCUUGCCAUGUCCAGACUGUGAAUCAUUACUACACUCUGACUGUUGUCUACAAGCCCACUGUUGGUCCCCAAAUUGUGGUGACCAUGAAAUGUCCUGUGAGAUGGCACCCACCCUUGCUUCUGUCUACACCUAUAAAGCCCUCCACACCUAAGCCACUGCACAUAGCUUGUGGAGCAUCCAGCAUGUCUCUUGAGCUACCUGGUGGCUUACUGGGUCAGGUAAAAGUACUAGAUAAAUCGCAUCACCCAGUCGUGGUCCUGGAUGCUCCCAAGGAAUGCCAGUACCACUUGGUGAAGAGGGGUAAGACUAUUGUCUUCACAGUAGGUUAUAGGAGUUGUCAUGUGCAUACGGAGCAUUCCAGAUAUGUUCUUGUUGUCCUGUAUACACCUGAGAAUGGUGUGCAAGAGCAGGUAACCAUGAAAUGCCCCAUUCAUGCUGUGCCCACAUCCUCCCCUACUGCAACUAGACCACCUGUGUUGUACAGUACCACCUGUAAAGCCUCUAGCAUGACCCUAACUCUACCUGGUGGAUCCUUUAACCAAGUUAACAUAAUGGAUAAAUCCAAUACGAUGGUGGCAGUCAUGGAGCUUCCCACAGGCUGUGGAUAUUCUCUGAAGGCAGACCGGCAUCUACUUCUUACUGUUGGAUAUAAAGCCUGUGAUGUCAGAAUGCAGGAUCACCAUUACACUUUGACUGUCAUCUACCUGAGUGCCACAGGAGAUCGGAUACUACAUAUGAAAUGCCCUGUACAGCAGGCUUCUACAGUCCUCCCUACAAUGCCUGAUGUCCACCCACAUUAUAGUUGUAUGGCUUCUGGCAUGACUGUAGUUUUGCCUUAUGGAUCACUGGAUCAGGUCAAAAUUGUUGGGAAACUGGGUCAAGAAAUUGUAGCAUCAAAAGCUCCCAAGCAUUGUGGUUAUAAGCUAGUGAAAGGAAAAGGAACCAUAACUUUCUCUGCCCCCUACAGCGCAUGUGACAUCCAAGUUGAGAAUCACAACUAUAUCCUGCACCUGAGCUACAAACCGGCUGUUGGAAAUGCAAUGACUGUGAACUUGAGCUGCCCAGUUGGUGAGGAUCACCUCAAAACCACAACUCCUGCAACCAGCACAAGGAAGCAGUCGUUCCCAACAGAGUGCAAGACCUCAAGCAUGGCUGUGGCUUUGCCAGCUGUGUCUCCAAAGGAUGUCCAAGUUGUAGACCAAAGUGGACAUCCUGUGCAUGUGAUCUCUGCCCCCAAAACCUGUGGCUAUGCAUUGGAAAAGAAGGGAGAGAUGUUGGUCUUGACGGCUCUUUAUAAGGCCUGUCAUGUUUCAGUUCAGCAUGGCCAGUAUGUACUUGAGGUGCAGUACAGUUCCGGAAGGGUGAAUCAUUAUCUGACCAUGAUAUGCCCGGUCCCAAGGAUACCACCUCCUACUCUUGCCACUUCCACCCAUUCCCCACCUCUAGUGUCCUGUAAACCCUCAAGCAUGAGUAUCGUGCUACCUGUGGAUUUCCCAGAACAAGUAACCAUCCUUGGGUUGCAUGGUGAUGAGAAGGUGCUGAGCUUUGCCCCCAAAGAGUGUGGCUAUACAGUAGUAAAAUCUAUGGGGAAGAUCACCUUGAUUGCUCUGUAUACAUCCUGUGGAGUUCACAAAAAGGAGAACUUCUUUGUGCUGAAUAUUCACUACUACCCAACUGUUGGCCUCCCAGUAACUGUGCAGAUGAAAUGCCCAGCUAUCCACGUGCACCCAACACCUCCUAGGCUUUCACCUACAGGGUCUGCAGAUCCCAUGGUUGUGUGUCAACCUAUCAGUAUGACUGCAGAGCUGCCAAAGGGGAAACUGGAGGACAUCAAGUUGCUGGAUAAAAUGGGAAGGAUGGUGGCUGUUCAGCAGGCUCCCAAGAAAUGUGGUUACCACCUGGCAGAAGCCAAAAAGAUCUCCUUGUUGAUCCCCUAUAAAGCCUGUGAUGUGAAGAUUAUGGACCACCACUAUAGCCUGGUAGUGGCUUACACACCAACCAAUGGAGUGCAAAGGCGGAUUACUGUCCAAUGCCCAGUUAUUGGAAAGCCACCAUCUCCUCUUGAAGCUGGGGUGUCCUGUGAUGAAGACUGCAUGAGUAUUGACCUUCCUAUGGGGCCUUUGGAUCAAGUGAAAGUAGUGGAUGAAUAUCACAAUGCUGUAACUGUCAAGCAGUCUGUCCAUUGUGGAUACAAUCUGUCUUCCAGUGUUGGGAAGCUCCAUUUCUCAGCCUAUUAUAAGGCUUGCCAUGUGAAGAUCCAAAAUGGCAGCUAUAGUCUGACAGUUCUCUAUACCACCUUUAUGGGAACACAUGGAGAGGUGCAACUGAAGUGUCCUGUUCAUGACCUCAUUUUCCAUCAGGGGUGUGACUUGCCCAGGAAAAGGCAAGUCCAGUGUGGUCCAGCUGGCAUAGCCCCAAGUGUUUGUCAUUCCAAAGGUUGCUGUGUGGAUCCUCAAACCUCCCACUGUUUCUAUCCUAUGGACACAUGCACCAGUGAUGGGCACUUUGUGUUUGCUGUCUAUCGAACUUCCUCCAAACCAGAUGUGGACCCUGGAAGCCUGUAUGUUUCUAAUCACUCAUGUGCACCUGUGAUCUGCACCCCAGAUUUUGCCAUCUUCAAGAUUCCUCUGACUGGGUGUGGUACUCACAGAUUUGUGAUUGGGGAGACUUCCAUCUACUUGGCAGAUGUUUUUGGGAAAAGGUACAAGAAUACUCAAAUGUACGGCCAAAUCCUGAGACAUGCUCCUUACCAUUUGCAAGUGGAAUGCCGUUAUUCCAAAGGGACCCAUGCCAGCACAGGCUACAUGGUGGUGAAUAGUCCAGCUCUGCCAGAGGUGGUGGUUUCUUCUGGAACUGUGGGAGUAGUUCUGAGAAUUGCUAAAGAUGAUGGCUACACCACCUACUUUCCGAACACCCAAGUCCCCCUCAGGUUUUUGUUAGGAAGCAAGAUUCACCUGGAAGUGAAAAUAGUAAACCCACCUACUCCAGAGGUGGUACUGUUGGUGCACUACUGCAUUGCAUAUCCCAGGUCUUCAGAGAAUGUCUGGGUGCUGAUGUACAAUGGCUGUCCAAAUGCCCUGGAUUAUGGCACUGGCCUUCAUCUGAAGGAUCACAACUGGCAGCCUGUGCCAAAGCAUACCAGACGCUUUGAUGUAACAACAUUCCAGUUUAUGAAUGCCAAAGAGAAUCUUCUAGAUGAGGAGAUUUACUUCAUGUGCUCAACAGAGAUUUCUUCACACAAUCAUGUGUUGAAGGCUGCUUUGAUGGAAGACAAAUGGCCGUUCCUCAGUCAGAAUGGGGAAGGCUUUGUGCUGGUAAACCCUGUCCUAGGCAGCUUUGUAUAGAAAGAGCCAUAGCAGACCAUGGAAGCA
Messenger RNA from Erpetoichthys calabaricus (reedfish), 5111 nucleotides. RefSeq lists its product as uncharacterized. Bases 33 to 5084 code for a protein of 1683 amino acids. The record is from RefSeq and is a predicted model, not a curated record. Gene Ontology annotation, molecular function: structural constituent of egg coat; acrosin binding. Gene Ontology annotation, biological process: prevention of polyspermy; binding of sperm to zona pellucida. The transcript is spliced from 31 exons. Gene Ontology annotation, cellular component: egg coat. NCBI's taxonomy places the organism in Eukaryota, Metazoa, Chordata, Cladistia, Polypteriformes, Polypteridae.